This is a messenger RNA of Drosophila willistoni, 1085 nucleotides long. RefSeq lists its product as uncharacterized. The transcript is spliced from 3 exons. The record is from RefSeq and is a predicted model, not a curated record. Lineage: Eukaryota; Metazoa; Arthropoda; Insecta; Diptera; Drosophilidae. Bases 37 to 783 code for a protein of 248 amino acids. Gene Ontology annotation, molecular function: N-acetyltransferase activity.
AAUAUUAUUGUUAUUUAUUUAUUUGAUUUAAAUAAAAUGCAACCAUUUAUUGUUAUACGCAAUUAUCACGAAGACGAUGAGCUCAAGUGCCAGGAAUUGGUCAGAGACUACAUUAUGUCAUUUUCAAAGAAAUCUUUUUUCGUUUUUUGUUUUCGAGAGAUUACAUUACAAUUUAUUGUCAUCACAUGGGCCUUAUUCUUCAUAUUUCUGGGUGUGCCAUUACUUUUUUGUGCCUUUACUGUGCCCGGAUGUUUUUUCUUCCUCUUCACAGGAACAUACUUUUCGUUCUAUGCCAAGGCGGUAGAGCUGAUGGCGAUGAAACCCUCACAAUCCCUGGUGGCCGAGUGCUAUGAGCCCUUUAUAUUUCGCUGUGAUCCCAAUGAAGCUAGCUAUCAGAUAUUUAUUGAAAACUGUCCAUAUGAGGAGGCCUACAUGAAUAAAUUCCGUCGACGUAUAGUGGCAACGAUAAGCGUUAAGAAUCAUCAUGCCAUGUAUAAUGCCGCCUGGAUAUAUCGCUUCGCCUUGGCCCCAAACUAUCCGCAUGAAAAGAUAAUGGGUCCAAUGCUCGGACUGGUUGUGAAAAAUUGUCUUAAUGGCGGCUAUGCCACACUGGAGUGCACCAUUUCCGAGUGGCAAGAGAAUGAACGUGAUUUCUAUGAUAAUAUGGGCUUUGCCACACGUCAGAUCUAUCAUAAGCAAAUCAUUGGUAGCACUGUGACUGUGAUGAAGACACAAAUGACAUACAGUCUGCGUUCAAACGAGGCUCUCUCUAAGCAAAACUAAUGCAAUCUCAAGAAGCAAGAAAAAGUAAAACUGUGACAACUAGCUCAAUAUAUUUACACAUAUAUAAAAUAUAUAUUUAAAAAAUACACAAGAAAUCAAUCUCUACAUUCCACACAACAAAACACUCUUACUAUUAUAUAGUAGACCAUUCUAAAUCGAUUAAUGUCGAAUUUUUUUUGUUUAGAAACUUGUUAGACAUUGCUUUAAUCCAUGUGGAUAUUUAUUCAUCUUUAUUAUUCUUUGACAUAUUCUAUUUAAAUAAAUAAAUAAAAUAUAUUUAGUAAUAAAUAAAAUUUGCGUAA